AUGAAGAUAAUUAUAUAUAUAUGCAUUUGGGCAGCCGCAUGGGCCAUUCCAGUUCCUCAAAUAAUACCACUGGAAAGACACAUCGCUGAGAAAUCUGUGAACGUAACCUUUCCAGCACACUCAGGAACUGCCACACAGAAUGAGUCACAUAUCAACGACACCACUAAAGACAGCAGUGACCCCCCGAGUGGGAGUGAAAUAGGACAGCAGGUGUAUACCAGAGAUGGUUACACAAGAGAGGGGAAUGGCUCUGAGUCGACAGAUGCAGGAGGGGACAGUUCUACGCAGCCCAUUUUAGCAAACGAAGAGGGGAACACUGCGGAUGAAAAUGAGGACAUGGGAACACAAAGUCAUGAUGGGAUGCCUGGCAAAGAGAACAGCACAGCAAAUGGCAUCAGGGGCCAAGUGAGCCUCACUGAAAAUGCUGGGGAACCAAGGGAUACGGAAACUGGGGGUGCUAGCAAUGCGAGCCAGAACGGAGACACCACCCUUGUCCAGGAAAAUGGGCCUCAAGUAGCUGGAAGCAAGAAUAGUACAAACCAUGAAGUUGGAAUACACGAGGACGGGGCUGCUGCCACACGUGACACAGUGCCUCACAGAGAAGAGGAGGGAAGUAGGAACAGGGGGGCUGAGGUAACACCAAGCACAGGGGAAGAUGUCGGUCUGGAUAAUACUGACGGGAGUCCCAGUGGGGACGGGGAAGGUGAGGAUGCAGACAUGGGCUCUGGUGAUGAUGAGGGCACAGAAGCGGGAGACAGAAAGGGAGAUGGGGACAGUAAAUACCAGGAGGGCCAGUCUCAUGGGGGCAAAGACGGCAACAGAGGUCAGAGUUCGGUUAGUAAUGAAGACGACGACUCUAAGGAAAAAGGAGGCUCCCCAAAUGGACGUGAUGGAGACAACGCCUCUAGCAGCGAGGAGAACAAUGGUACCGAAGAAGGCAAUGGUAACCAAGCAAUGCAGGAAAGCCAGAAGCUCGAUCACAAAGACAGCAGGGGCACAGGAGGCAGAGUCACCAGCCAGCCAGAAGCAUGCCCUGCUGGGAAGAGCCACGGUCAGGGAAUAGAAACUGAAGGUCCCAAUCCAGGCAACAAAAGUAAUAUCACCAAAGAAUCUGGGAAACCCAGUGAAAAUACAGACAGCAAUGGACACCGUGGAACAGAAGUGGACAAAAGAAGUAGCCCAAAGCAAGGGGGGCCUGACAAGCCCCAAGGGGCUGGUGAGAAACCAGAAGCCCACAGUAAAGUAGGACCCAGCAAGAUGGGUAGUGGCAGCAACAGUGAUGUACACGACAGCUACGAUUUCGAUGACGAGUCCAUGCAAGGAGAUGACCCCAACAGCAGUGACGAAUCUAAUGGAAGCGAUGGUGCUAACUCAGAAAGUGAAAACGAGAGCGACAGCCAAGGAGAUGCUUCUUACACCUCUGAUGAGUCAAGUGAUGAUGGCGAAGACAGUGACUCAGAUGGGGGAGAGGAUGACAGGAGUGAUGACACAGCUGAUGCUGAUGACAGUGACAGCAAUGGUGAUGAUACCAGUGAGAGUGAUGACAAGGACGAAUCAGAAAGCAGUGACCAUGACAACAGCAGUGACAGUGAAAGCAAAUCAGAUAUCGGUGACAGCAGUGACAGCAAUGAUAGUAGUGAUAGCAAUGACAGCAGUGAUAGCAGUGACAGCAAUGACAGCAGUGACAGCAGUGACAGCAGUGACAGCAGUGACAGUAGUGACAGCAGUGACAGCAGUGACAGCAGUGAUAGUAGUGACAGCAGUGACAGCAGUGAUAGUAGUGACAGCAGUGAUAGUAGUGACAGCAGUGACAGUAGUGACAGCAGUGACAGUAGUGACAGUAGUGACAGUAGUGAGAGUAGUGAGAGUAGUGACAGCAGUGACAGCAGUGAUAGUAGUGACAGCAGUGACAGUAGUGAUAGUAGUGAGAGUAGUGACAGCAGUGACAGCAGUGAUAGUAGUGACAGCAGUGAGAGUAGUGACAGCAGUGACAGCAGUGAUAGCAGUGACAGCAGUGACAGUAGUGAGAGUAGUGACAGCAGUGAUAGUAGUGACAGUAGUGACAGCAGUGACAGUAGUGAUAGUAGUGAGAGUAGUGACAGCAGUGACAGCAGUGAUAGUAGUGACAGCAGUGAUAGCAGUGACAGCAGUGACAGUAGUGAUAGUAGUGACAGCAGUGACAGCAGUGACAGCAGUGACAGCAGUGACAGUAGCGACAGCAGUGACAGCAGUGACAGUAGCGACAGCAGUGACAGUAGUGACAGCAGUGAUAGCAGUGAUAGCAGUGACAGCAGUGACAGCAGUGAUAGCAGUGACAGCAGUGACAGCAAUGAUAGUAGUGACAGCAGUGAUAGUAGUGAUAGUAGUGACAGCAGUGAUAGUAGUGAUAGUAGUGACAGCAGUGACAGCAACAACAGUAGUGACAGCAGUGACAGCAGUGACAGUAGUGACAGCAGCGACAGCAGCGACAGCAGUGACAGUAGUGACAGCAGUGACAGUAGCGACAGCAGUGACAGUAGCGACAGCAGCGACAGCAGCGACAGUAGUGACAGUAGCGACAGCAGUGACAGUAGCGACAGCAGUGACAGCAGUGACAAUAGCGACAGCAGUGACAGUAGUGACAGCAGUGACAGUAGUGACAGUAGCGACAGUAGUGACAAUAGUGACAGCAGUGAUGAGAGUGAUAGCAAGUCUGGCAACGGCAACAAUACAAGUGACAGUGACAGCGACAGUGAAGGCAGUGACAGUAACCAUUCAACCAGUGAUGACUAG
This is a messenger RNA of Acomys russatus (golden spiny mouse), 2772 nucleotides long. RefSeq names its product dentin sialophosphoprotein (gene Dspp). The transcript has 5 exons. Gene Ontology annotation, cellular component: cytoplasm; nucleus. Gene Ontology annotation, molecular function: collagen binding. Gene Ontology annotation, biological process: odontoblast differentiation; dentinogenesis. Lineage: Eukaryota; Metazoa; Chordata; Mammalia; Rodentia; Muridae. Bases 1 to 2772 code for a protein of 923 amino acids. The record is from RefSeq and is a predicted model, not a curated record.